Pocillopora meandrina is the source of this 2036-nucleotide messenger RNA. The record is from the annotation of a GenBank genome assembly. Lineage: Eukaryota; Metazoa; Cnidaria; Anthozoa; Scleractinia; Pocilloporidae.
AUCGGACCAGGUUGUUGGCAAUCCAAGCAGCCUCAGUGCCCUAAGAAAUACGAGCCAGUCGGUUGUUUUGCAGACAUAGCAGACCCCCCAGAAGACAGGACGUUAUUAACACUACUUCUUACAGCCAGGGAUCCAAGAUCGAAAGUUUACUUCAAAGAAAGUAUAAAUUGGAGGGACUGGGCUAACUUUAUCGACAGGUAACUACAAAUACAUCUUUUUUCUUUCAUUUUUUUCGCGUGAAUGCUUGAUUCAGUUGGAGUUCUUCGACUGAGUCCUGGAGUCCUUCAACUGAACCACUUGCAAGGGGCCAAUGAGAUCUCAAGUGAAAAAAAGAACUAAAUUUGAAAGCGGGAAUGUAAUUUGGUUGUAACUGCUUUAGAUAUGCCUUCGAUUAGUUGUGAUGACUUUCGCUAAGGUCAUCGAAGCGUCAGUAACCUUCCCUUCCAGCGGUGAGGGUCACUCUUACCCGGAUGAUCAGGCUACACGAUCAAUGAAAUGAUUCAGGUCAAUCGUGAUUUACUUUGGGUCCUCUAUCAAGCUUUUCAAUAAAAUUGAUCUUUUAAUAAAGCUAUAUUAAACCACUACGAUAUUUUACUUAUAGAUUUGUCUGUGAAUGUGCAAAAAAGGCCGAAAAAAUGAACUUUGAUUAUUUUGGUAUCGAGUUCCAUGGAGAAUGUUGGGGCGGAUCGAGCCCCAGGGAUGGUCGAAAAGUUUCGUCUGACAGCUGUAUCAUGGUCCAGAACAAUAACUGUGCUUUCGAGUCAUGCCAUGAACAACGAGGGCAAGGGAAGAUAUGUGUUGGAGGAGUUCUCAAUUUGUUCGUUUACAGACUACAAAAAGGUAGGUAAAUUAUUGUCGUGCCGCAAGUAUUAUAGGUACCGAGUUAUCUUAACAAAAACGUUUCUGUAUGUAGAUAGUUUCACAAGGUGGAAACUCUGUAACAAUCCGUUUGUUAAAACUACCUUACAUCUCUGAUCUGUACCGAGGAGAUCUACUUCGUUUAACGCCAAAUUCUCAAAAUUGAUGUAACAAGAAAUGUAUGGUAGAAAACAGGGAGAAAUUACAUUCAGACCUUGUGAAAGAACAAAUACUUUCUCACGUAUUUCUUUGUACACCCUGAAUAUUCAUGGAUAUAUACAUUUGUUAAGUGAUCUUCCAAAGAAAUAAGUUUUCUAACCGUUGAUUCGUUGUCUUUCUUUCGGCUUAUAACCCAGGCUGUUAUCAGUCGCAACAGCCUAAAUGCUCUCUGGAACGCAGGCCGGUUGGUUGUUUUCAAGAUACAAAAGACCCUUCUCUUCGAGCUUUACCAGACCUAAUGCUUACAGCAAGAGAUCCAAAUUCAAAGUCUUACUUUGGAGAAGCCUUUAACUGGAACGACUGGGCAAACUUCCUUGACAGGUAAAUGGGGAAAUGAAAAUGAGUCAACAUUUCUUUGAUAGAUUCAUUUUAAUUUAUCUGACAGAAAUACAGUGACCCUAUGAGAUGGGUGUUGGAUACUAGAUAGAAAAGUAAAGGUUUGAACCCUGACUGCGUCUUUGUGUUGUGUUCUUUGACAAGACAUCAUUUUUACUCUAACAAUUUCUCCUUCCAUCCAUGUGUGUUUGUACUUACGAACUCUUGACCAAACGCUUGGACGACUUACAAUCGAUAAACAUCUAAUCCCGGGAGAGUUACAAUCUUCCCAGGUGAAACAGGAUAACCUUAGACGCUCAAGAGUCACUUGGAAUGUAAAGACCACCAUUAUCUUUACCUUUGAAUAGCAAACUUCUCCUUUUGUUUGAUCUCGCAGGUUCACCUGUGAAUGUGCAAAACUUGCGGAAGGAAAGAACUACGAGUACUUCGGUAUCGAGUAUUAUGGCGAGUGCUGGGGUGGAGGUGACAGCUAUAAUCAGCAUGGUGCAUCUAAAAAAUGUACAAUGGUUAAGGAAAAUGAGUGUGGUUUGAUGGAGUGCAGUACACAAAGGAAUAAUUCCAAAAUGUGUGUUGGAGAAGAUUAUGCUCUGUACGUCUACACAAUCAAACCAGAACGUAAGUGA